This is a messenger RNA of Mesocricetus auratus (golden hamster), 729 nucleotides long. RefSeq names its product transcription initiation factor TFIID subunit 13-like. Gene Ontology annotation, cellular component: transcription factor TFIID complex. The coding region runs from base 23 to 397 and encodes 124 amino acids. The transcript is spliced from 2 exons. NCBI's taxonomy places the organism in Eukaryota, Metazoa, Chordata, Mammalia, Rodentia, Cricetidae. Gene Ontology annotation, biological process: transcription by RNA polymerase II. The record is from RefSeq and is a predicted model, not a curated record. Gene Ontology annotation, molecular function: protein heterodimerization activity.
UCCGAGCUGGCGGGCAGCUGGGAUGGCACAUGAGGAGGAAGACCCCACCUUUGAGGAGGAAAAUGAAGGAAUUGGAGGAGGAGCAGAAGGUGGACAGGGGAAAAGAAAGAGACUUUUCUCCAAAGAAUUGCGAUGUAUGAUGUAUGGGUUUGGGGAUGAUCAGAAUCCUUACACUGAGUCAGUGGAUAUUCUUGAAAACCUUGUCAUAGAGUUCAUUACUGAAAUGCCUCACAAGGCAAUGUCCAUUGCACGACAGGGUCGAGUGCAAGUUGAAGAUACUGUCUUCCUGAUUCGAAAGGACCCAAGGAAGUUUGCUAGACUUAAAGAUUUACUUACUAUGAAGGAAGAAUUGAAACGGGCUAGAAAAGCCUUUGACGAAGCCAACUAUGGAUCUUGACACCAUUUGUAAUAUCUGAAAUUUUGAUAUUUUGUUUGGAAACCAUACAUUAUAACUUGUCUACAGUAUAUCAUGAUAGCUAAGUAUGCAAUGAAAGAGGUCUUCAAUUUUAGCGUUAUAACUUGAGCCUUCCAUUGCUUGUGUUUGACUGUAUUUAAUUCUUUGCUGGGCUUUGAUGACUACCAACUGUGUAGUUCCAUCUGAAAAAGGUAAGGUAGUAUUUAGAUAGACUUGUGUAGUCCAAGCUAUAUACCAUGGCUGCAUAGUAUACAGUCUAAAUAUCCUUUUGACUUUAUGAAUUUCAAGUUUUUGUGACAGUGGCAGGAGAAGUU